GCCAGCUCUAGGGACCGUCUCUGAAGAGUCUGCCCUGGAGGAAAACGGAAGCCGGCGGGAGGGUUGCGGGGGAAGGGAUCCCGGCCUAGAACAACUGCUGACUAAUCGGCGGGCAGCGCGGGAGUGGGAGGGGGUGGCGCGCCUGCUGGUCGGACGGGGUCAUGUGCCUGGGUGUGCACGCAGUGGAUUUGGGGCACCUUGGUGUGCGGCCCGAGGGCCCACUCCCAGCGGGGGGCCCCACCUGGCCUUCCAGGGUAGUGGGCAUGCUCGGCAAAGUGGAAACUGAGGCCCAAGAAAAUUGAGUACUUUUCCCAAAGUCAUAAAGCUGAGUUCGACCUAGACCCCGGAACUAACUCCCCCCAUUUCCACCACCCUGAAGUCUUCCUGUCCUUGACUUCCUUUUGUGUGCUCCUGGCUUCCCAGCAAGCAGCACACAGUCCCAGGACCACCCUCAAUCAGACAAACCAUGCAUGCCAGGGAGCCCCCUGGCCUACUGUUCCCAGCGUUGCCUCUUGCCUCUUCUGUCUUGAUGCUGCUGAUGACUAGCCUGUGGCUGGUGGGAGCCGGCCCCAGCCUCACCCUGGCCCCGGAGUUGCUGCUGGACCCCUGGCAGGUGCACCGGCUGCUGACUCAUGCCGUAGGCCACGUGACCCUGCCAGGCCUGCUCCUGAGCCUACUGCUGCUGCCCACUCUGGGCUGGUGGCAGGAGCACCACCUGGGCACGCUGCGCUUCCUACACGCCUCCACCCUGCUCUCCCUGGCCACCGGGCUGCUGGCUGUGCUGCUGGCAGGCCUUGGGGUGUCUAGUGCAGGUGGCGGCUGUGGAUACAUGCCAGUUCACCUAGCCAUGCUGGCUGGGCAUGGUCACUGCCCUCAAUGGUUUUGGGGGGUGCUGCCACCAAGGCUGUUGCCCUGGCUGCUACUUGCUUUGACUCCAUUGCUCUGCUCUGAGCCACCCUUCCUGCAGCUCCUCUGUGGCCUCCUUGCUGGCCUGGCUUAUAAGAACGGGGCCUUCUGGUGGCUGGAGCUCUCAGAGCAGCGACUACAGAUGUUGCAGGAGGGCGUCUUGUGCAGGACCCUGGCCCGGUGCUGGCUGCUGAGGCUCUUUCCCACCCCAGGCAGCCUACCUGCACUGCCUGUCACCCAGCCUGCUGGAGUGAGGCCCGCUGUCCCUGGCCCUCCUUACCUGGCUUUCCCUCCCAGCUGGCCCCACAGUGAACAUCUAGCCAGGCUCUCACCAGGCCUAGGGCCUGUGCAGCUGACGUGGGAGGGUUCCUCGGAGGUGGAUCUGGACUGGGCCAGGUCCAUCUUUGCCCCAGGGACCCCACUGUGGAUGGCCCUGGAUGAGCAGAUGCUGCAGGAGGGAAUUCAAGCAUCACUUCUGGAUGGGCCAGUUCAAGGGCUCCAGGGCCCACUGUGGCUGCCUAAGCCCUCCGUUUCCUCUCUCCGGCUGCAGCAGCUGGAGCGUAUGGGUUUCCCCACAGAGCAAGCCAUGGUGGCGCUGGAAGCUACAGGCCAUGUGGAAGGUGCUGUGUCCCUGCUGGUUGGAGGGCAGGUGGACACAGAGGCCUUGGUGACUGAAGGGAGGGGGGUACCUGCCCACCCAAAGGGUCCUGGGCCCCCCUAGGAGAGGGCAGGGGCACAGGCCCUGCCUGAGGGCAGAUAGCCUGAGGCCCCGUUCUGUCUACCGAAGGCCAUAUUGGGUACAAGGCAUGCCCUCCCCUCGCCACUGGCAUGCUGUCUUGGUAUGAGUUUCUAAUAAAAGCCAGUUUGUUUUUUA
This is a messenger RNA of Chinchilla lanigera (long-tailed chinchilla), 1780 nucleotides long. It is a transcript of the gene Rhbdd3, whose product is annotated as rhomboid domain containing 3. The transcript has 7 exons. Gene Ontology annotation, molecular function: serine-type endopeptidase activity; protein binding. Lineage: Eukaryota; Metazoa; Chordata; Mammalia; Rodentia; Chinchillidae. The record is from RefSeq and is a predicted model, not a curated record. Gene Ontology annotation, cellular component: membrane. The coding region runs from base 467 to 1627 and encodes 386 amino acids.